Molecule: messenger RNA, 1295 nt
Organism: Tuber aestivum (summer truffle)
Lineage: Eukaryota; Fungi; Ascomycota; Pezizomycetes; Pezizales; Tuberaceae
Source: the annotation of a GenBank genome assembly
CGAGCGUCAACAAACACCCCAAAACGCACCCACUCGCUCACAACCAUUAGAAGUGUUGCCUGUACUUGAAGGCGGUGUGCAGUGGCCCGUUUUUGUGUGGACACAUUCAUACUCCCGCGAUACUCAGAUGCCCAACGGCACAAUGCUCUAGAACCAAAGCCGGACCCAACACCAUUUUUUACCCCUGCAGCACCAAAGCGAGUGCGUGCACAUGACCCGCAAGCGCCCCUGAUACCGGUAUCAUACCUAGCCACCGGCACGAUAAGUUACUGUAUCAUACCCAGCAUAUCAUACAAGCACAAAAGUACCAGUAAUCCCUGACUAAUGCGCCAGAACCCAACCAACCAAGGGGAUCAGCCAAUUAACGUAACAGCCUCGCCUCAGGUAACUGACUGACUCUAAACCUCCCCCCCCCCACUCCUCACCUCACCUCGCCCUCACACUCACUCGCACUCAUCCAGACUCCUAACCAUCUACAAACCCACCCUCCUCCGGAUCCUCACCACCACCACCACAAACAAGCCAAACAGACAAAAAAAAAAGAAAGAAGGAAAGAAAGAAAAAAAAAAUCCUCAAAACGAUAAACCAACUCCUAACAAACCUCUCAAACCUCACCCUCUCACCACCACCGCCACCACCACCCCAACAGCCACAAUCACAAUACCACCUCCUCGAAAACACCUCCACAAUGCUCAUCAAGUAAGUCCACCCACAUCGAAUCUAACCUGAUUCAGAUCCGGCACCUAACAACAUGUAGAGUUCGCACCCUCACGGGCAAGGAAAUCGAGCUGGACAUUGAACCGGAUUACAAAGUCUUUCGUAUCAAGGAGCUGGUGGAGGAGAAGGAGGGGAUUCCUCCGGCUCAGCAGAGGUUGAUUUAUGGUGGGAAGCAGAUGUUGGUUCCUUUCCCUUCUUGUGUUUCGAUAUGAUGUGAUGUGAAGGGCGGUUUGUUGAUUGAUUGGCUCUGUGGUCGGGAAAUGGUGUAGGGCGGAUGAUAAAGCUGCUAGCGAGUAUAACCUUGAAGGGGGGGCUACGUUGCAUUUGGUUCUUGCACUGAGGGGUGGUCGAUAGAUCGACUGGGUUGGUUUGCUAUCGUCUUUCCCCUCCCCCUUCUACUUCUUUUUCGGUCGUUCGGGUUGGCUUGGGCCGGGCCAGGUUGGGUCGCUUGUCCACUAAGGUGGAAUGAGGUGGAUAUCAUGUUAUGGAUGGCCGGGUAGCUAUUCCCCAAAAAGAUGGGGAGUAUUAAUUCCACGGACAGAUUAAGCCGCUGCUAUACUAUAACGUGCCAGACACCG